Molecule: messenger RNA, 918 nt
Organism: Pterocles gutturalis (yellow-throated sandgrouse)
Lineage: Eukaryota; Metazoa; Chordata; Aves; Pterocliformes; Pteroclidae
Product: G-protein coupled receptor 55-like
Exons: 1
Coding region: 1-918 (305 amino acids)
Biological process (GO): phospholipase C-activating G protein-coupled receptor signaling pathway; positive regulation of Rho protein signal transduction
Cellular component (GO): membrane
Molecular function (GO): G protein-coupled receptor activity
Source: RefSeq, a predicted model, not a curated record
AUGAAUGACACCCGUGCCGAGAGCAAUAUCAGCACCACUGUGGAACUGUUCCAGCUCAUCAUGUACACCCCCACAUUUAUCCUGGGAUUGCUGUUCAAUGUGAUGGCUCUGUCAUUCCUGUUUUUUAAGGUUAAAAAGCUGUCAGAAUCUGCAGUCUACAUGAUAGCCCUUAUUUUCCUGGAUACUUUGCUGCUGUUUACUCUUCCUUUUAAAAUAAUUUCCUACCACCUUCAGGACAAGUGGAACUUGGGGUCUGUGGUUUGCUCCACCUUGGAGAGUCUUUACUUUGCAAACAUGUAUGGCAGCAUCCUCAUCUCCCUCUGCAUCUGCGUGGACCGGUACAUCGCUAUCCAGCACCCUUUCGCAGCUCCCGCCAUGCGAUCCACCAAGAAAGCUGCUAUGGUCUGUGCUGUCAUCUGCCUGGGCAUCUCAGCCGGGACAGUCUCUACUUUCCAGCUACACGAAGAGGGCAACAACAUCUCAUCCUGCUUCCAUAACUUCUCCAAGAGCACGUGGGAAAACAAAGGCCUGUUCAGCGCCUUAGAGACUACCUUCUUUGGCAGCAUGGCAGCCAUGACAUUCUGCACUGUUCAGACUGUCAAGUGUUUGAGAAAGCACAGAAAAACAGACAACCCCCAAACACACACCACCAGAGCAGAAAAAAUAGUUGUGACAAACCUUGUGGCAUUUUUGGUCUGCUUCACACCUUACCACGUGGCAUACUUAGUGUACUUUUUGGUGAAGAAUAACAUCAUUCACACCAGUUUUCAGCAAGUGCUACGAGACACCGUUCAGGUCACACUUUGCUGGGCAAACCUGAACUGCUGUCUGGAUGGGGUGUGUUAUUAUUUUGUUUUAAAGGAGUACUUGGAAGACCCAUUACAAAACACUGGAAAAACAGCCACACAAAAGCCUUGA